AUGGACCUACGGUCCCACCACCGCGCCGCGUCGCCCUCCGCUCCAGGGGCGGCUUCCGCCGGCGUCGCGGCCGACGAGUCGCGGGUGGAGAACCGGGGCGACGAGGAGAAGGACGCACUCCCUAGGGAGGAGGUCAUCCGGCGGCUGCGGCUGCUGCGUCAGCCGGCCACGCUCUUCGGCGAGGACGACGCCGUGCGACUCCGCCGCCUCCACGCCGUGCUCGAGGACCCCACGGCGCUCGCCGACGUCGACUCGGCGAAGAUCGGGGAGGGGCAGACCAACGACUUCCUCCACGAUAUCCAAGCGCUACGGGCGAAGGCCGUCGCAGCAUCGGCGGUGAAGCCCAAGGCUAGCGCUGUGGAGGGAAGAACGGUGGUGGGCGGAGGCGAGGCGAGGAAGGUACCGUUCGAGGAGCUCUGCGACGAGGACAAGAUCAUGGCCUUCUUCAAGAGGCUGAUGAGCGAGUGGAGCCAGGAGAUGGACGAGAUGCCCGAGGCGGAGAGGCGGACGACGAAAGGGAAGGCAGCGGUGGCCACCUGCGAGCAGUGUGCACACUACCUCGAGCCGUUGUUCGAGCUGUGCAAGAAGAAGUUUGAAGACAUUGACAGAACCUGGCAAUCACAAUUCACAGCGCAUCCAGUGAACAAGACAUCAGAUAUUACAUGUUAUGCUUUUAGGAAGCUUGGUGAUCCCUUCAUGAUUUCCCUGGCUCUCCCUGAAGAUGUUCGUGGAUCAUUGCUGGAGGUGGUGAGGUGCUGCCUGAGACGGGACUACUUGGCCGCGGUGGACAACUACAUCAACUCGCCAUGGCCAAUCGGCGUCACGAUGGUGGGAAUCCACGAGCGGUCGGCCCGUGAGAAGAUCUACACCAACAGCGUGGCGCACAUCAUGAACGACGAGACGACCAGGAAGUACCUGCAGUCCGUGAAGAGGCUGAUGACCUUCUGCCAGAGGAAGUACCCCACGGACCCGUCCAGGUCGGUCGAGUUCAACAGCUUGGCCAACGGCAGCGACCUGCAGUCCCUCCUGGUGGAGCAGAACGCCAAGAACUCGGGGGAGACGCUUCGGUUGGUGGCCGCGUCGUGACGAAGAAUCUCCUCCAUGGGGUGUAUUAUUGUCCUGCGUGUGUCCCGAUUCUAGAGCACGCAUGGUGAAAUUGAUGUCUUCCUUCGACGACAUCGCUAGUAAUUUGUCAUGCUGUAAUUGAAAAUAAUUACAGGCGUUCUGCUGAAUUGUCUGUCCAGUCGUCCUUGUACUGUUAAUUGGCUGAUGAUUAGUGUUGUUGUUGGACAUCACAAAACUUGAUCGAAUGUUGCUUUUCUUGUUUGGCACAUACUAUAA
Messenger RNA from Oryza brachyantha (malo sina), 1341 nucleotides. Its product is annotated as pre-mRNA-splicing factor 18. Lineage: Eukaryota; Viridiplantae; Streptophyta; Magnoliopsida; Poales; Poaceae. Gene Ontology annotation, cellular component: U4/U6 x U5 tri-snRNP complex; U2-type post-spliceosomal complex; U5 snRNP. The record is from RefSeq and is a predicted model, not a curated record. Gene Ontology annotation, biological process: generation of catalytic spliceosome for second transesterification step; RNA splicing.